Sceloporus undulatus (fence lizard) is the source of this 1587-nucleotide messenger RNA. Its product is annotated as keratin, type I cuticular Ha4-like. The transcript is spliced from 7 exons. Lineage: Eukaryota; Metazoa; Chordata; Lepidosauria; Squamata; Phrynosomatidae. Gene Ontology annotation, molecular function: structural molecule activity. The coding region runs from base 1 to 1587 and encodes 528 amino acids. The record is from RefSeq and is a predicted model, not a curated record.
AUGGCUGCUACUUCUUCUCGCACUUGUGGGUCUCUCAAGGGCUCUUACAGGGCUGCUUCCACCUGCCGUCCCAACAGCACUAUUUCUGCCAACAGCCGACCCGGAAGCACCCUUCCUCGUCGCUCUAGCAUUUGCCUACCUGCCCUGGGUCAUACCACCCCAUCACACCCCAACAGCUGCAGAAAUGGGGGAUAUAUGCCUUCUACAUGCCUUCCUUCUCCUAGCUUGGGUUCCACUUGUGUCCCACCACCCUGCAUCCCACCUCCAGCCCGCCCUCUGCACUGCUUUGCUGGAGGCCAUGAGGAAGGAAUCCUCAACUGCAAUGAAAAAGAAACCAUGGGGUUCCUGAACAACCGCUUGAGCAACUACCUGGAUAGAGUGCGCUGCCUGGAACAGGAGAAUGCUGAGCUGGAUGCCAAGAUCCGAGAAUGGUAUGAGUGUGAGAAUUCUUACGUAUGCACUGACUUCAAGCCAUUCUACUGCACCAUCGAUGAGCUCCAGCAGCAGAUUUGCUGUACUAAGGCUGACAAUGCAAAAUUGUGCCUGGAUAUCGACAACCUCAAAAUGGCUUCUGAUGACUAUUCUACCAAGUAUGAGUAUGAACUGAAUAUGCGCCAGCGGGACGAGUGUGACAUUGGUGGCCUCCGUAAAUGUCUGGAUAACCUCACUUUGUGCAGAGCUGACCUGGAAGCCCAACUUGAGUCCUUGACUGAGGAAAUGAUGUGCCUGAAGAAAAAUCAUGAGGAGGAGUCCUCUGCCCUUCGCUCUCAGCUGGGUGACCGCAUCAGUGUGGAGGUGGAUGCUGCCCCAUCUUGUAACCUCAACAAGGUCCUGGAUGAGAUGAGAUGCCAAUAUGAGGCUGAUCUUGAAAAAAAUCGCCAGGAAGUGGAAGACUGGUACUGUGCCCAGAUGGAUGAACUGAACAAGGAAGUAGUAUCAAGUGGAGAACAGCUGCAGUGCUGCCAGAGUGAGAUAAUUGAGACCAAGCGUUGCAUUCAGACCCUUGAGAUUGAUCUACAGGCUCAGCAGAGCAUGAAAAAUGCCCUGGAGAACACUUUGCAAGAAACAGAAUCCCGCUACUGCACCCAGCUGGCCCAGCUCCAGUCCAUGAUCAGCAACGUAGAGGCCCAGCUCACUGAAAUCCGCUGUGAUAUUGAGCGUCAAAACUGCGAAUACAAGACCCUCCUUGAUGAAAAAGCCCGCUUGGACUGUGAGAUUGCCACUUACCGCAACAUGUUGGAAGGGGAAGACUGCACGCUUCCCAAUCGUCCUCGUGAUGUUGAGUGCUCAACUGCCAUCCGUUCAUCUGUUUGCCGUCCCGUCCGUGCCCCAGAGCCAGUCUGCACUCCAACCUGCCCUCCAGACUGCAAGCCAUCUGUGCACAUGGUUGAACCCAACCUAGCCCCAUCUUGUGUCAACCCCAGUGGUCCAGUUUUUGCCCCUUGUGGGCCCCCACCCUUUGCACCCCCUCCCUGUGGUCCACAUGGCCCGUGUGGUCCACGUGGCCCAUGUGGCCCAGUCUGCCAGCCACCUUGUGGCCCGUGCCCACCCAGUCCACGAAUUAACACCAAGAUAUGCCGCAUGUGA